Paramecium tetraurelia is the source of this 810-nucleotide messenger RNA. RefSeq lists its product as uncharacterized. Lineage: Eukaryota; Ciliophora; Oligohymenophorea; Peniculida; Parameciidae. The transcript has a single exon. The record is from RefSeq and is a predicted model, not a curated record.
AUGAAAUAAGUAGGCUAAUAUCUAAACGCAGAAAUCAAUGAAAUUUAUAAUUGCAUACCCAGACAAAAAGAACCAGAUGAAUAUAUAGAAAUCAGCAGGCUAAUUAGAACAAAUAACAUAUAAAAUGAAAUCUUAUUAAAGUAUGAAUAAUUUGAAAAUAUUGAAAUAGAAAUGUCAACUUACAGCAAUUAGCUUCAAAUAAUAAGUAAUUUUUUAUUGAUUAUCCUAAAAACUUUAAGUUGCCAAAGGAUAUCUGAAAUAAAUAAUAGAGACAACAAUACAAUAACAUUUGAUGUUAUAUAAUACAUUAAGUCAAAAAAAAAUUAACAAUUCUCUAGAUUAAUUUUGGAUCAAGUUAGAUGCCAAUUGGGUAACAGUUAAAAGCACUCUUCCCAAAUUGUACUUAUCAAAGUAAGAAAAUUUAUUAACAGUUUAGUUAAGCAACCUUUCAAAUUUAUAAUUAAAAUGACUUGUAUUAACAUUUUAAGAUAAUCUGUAUUAAAAUAAAUAAAAUUCAGAAAGAUAUAUUAAUUUAGAGAUGUUAAUAUUUAGACUUAGAUUAUAUCUUAGUUUAAUUUAUAGAUUUAGACUCUCAAUAUAAUUAUAAUUGUGUUAUUAUGUAUCUAAUAUGUAAUAAAUGCUUCAUUUCUUUAUCAUAUUAUUUAAUAUCUAUUUAAACUAUCAAAAUUUCACGGAAAUUUCAAUAUUUUAAAUCUGAACAAACCCUUUUAAUUUCAAUUAUAUAUUAUGAAAAUAAUUGUAAAUCUGUUGUAUCAUAGUAAGAUAAGUAAAAUUAAUUCCAUUUAAUGA